AUGUGUCACAGUCUUUCCUGGCUGACCACCGAGGACCACUCUUCCUGUGAAGUGUUGGGCGUUACACCCAACACUGACAGACACCUGAACAUGAGCCAGGUGCUCCAGCUCGGCGGUGUGAACGAGGACAUCCCCUACAUCUACCCUCAGCUUCAGCACAAACACUUCACCGGCUGCAUCCGCAACCUCAUCGUGGACAGCAAGCUGUAUGAUCUGGGCUCCCCGGCCGACUCGCAGUCCAGCUCUCCAGGCUGCCUGACCACCGAUAGCAGCUGUGUCAACAUGGGCUAUCCGUCCUGUGGCCACCGGGGUCGCUGUCACGGAGAGUGGGGCUCCUUUAGCUGCCAGUGUGUUCCGGGAUACACGGGACACCAGUGUGAAGAGGAGGUCCCAGAGUAUUCCUUUGAAGGACACAGUCAUGCGCACUUCCAGCUGGCGUCCCCUCUGCCGGCCCGGAGGACAUGGGUUCAAGCCCUGGUUCGAACCCGCAAACACAGCAGCAUCAUCCUAAACCUGAUCUCGAAGGAGCAGAGUGAAUACCUACGGCUAGAGAUCUUCCAGGGCCUCCUCUGCGUUUUCUACAACCUCGGGGAUGGGGACUACAACCUAACCCUACCCACCUAUCGCCUCGACAAUGGUGAAUGGCAUGAGGUCUUCCUGGAUCGGCAUGACAACGAGAUGAUGCUGCGACUGGACGGUGGCGGAGGCCAGCGGGAGAUCACAGGGUCACGAGGCCGAAGCCGAGAAAUCAUCAUCGACCCCACAGUGGUGAUGCUGGGGAACACCUUCCCCUCUGGAACCAACAAGAGCUUCCAGGGCUGCAUGAGGGACAUACGCCUCAAUGGUCGCUACAUGCCACUGGACAGCCAGCCGCGAGAUGGGGUUUCCCGCGUCAGCAUACAAGGCCUCUCCCUUGGGUGCUCAUCUGAUUCCUGCAAAAGGAACCAAUGUAGUCCCCCCUUCACCUGUGUUGACCUGUGGAGAGUGCACGAAUGCAGAUGUCCUCCUGGCCACAUGAUCCGUGUGAACGGGACCAGAAAGUCCUGUGUCUACACCCUCUGUGCUACGCGGCCUUGCCACCGGGGGACCUGUGUGGCCCAGUCACCCUCCAAAUUCACCUGCCACUGCCCAGAGGGUUACAGAGGACACCACUGUGAGACAACAUUGGCCAUCUAUCGGGAGGACGUGGGCCUGAGCUUCAGCUCCCUCUUUGCCAUCUGUAUCUGCUUCAUGGCCUUACUAGUGCUGCUGCUGGGCAUUUUCCUCUACACUCGCUGGAGGAGCUACAAAGGGCUGAAAGAAGGCGUUUACCACGUCUCCGCCCACCACGACGGCUGGGAGGACAUCCGAGAGAACGUCCUCAACUAUGACGAGGAGGGGGGCGGGGAGGAGGACCAGAAUGCCUACGACAUGGCGGAGCUGCAGAAGUCCCUCCAGCCGAGCCCGGCCCAGUCGGUCCAGUACUGCCGCUCCAGGGCCCUGCACCACCACCCCCCUCCUCCCCCCCUCCACCACCACCACCACCUCCUCCACCAGGCGCCCCCGGCCCCGCCCUCUGCCCAGCAGCUGGACCCCCUCAGCCGGACAGCCAGCUCCAGCACCCUGCCCCCGUCGGCAGCUUCCACCUCCUCCACGGCCACCACCACCGCCAGCCUCCGCCGGGACGUCCCCCCCACCAGGCUGCCGGCCCAGGGCCAGGCCCGCCCCUCCCAGCUGGCGCGCCGCUCCCUGUCCUUCUCCAGCCAGGACCUGGCCCGCUACCUGUGCGAGAUCAUCCGCGACGCCGACCAGCACCCGGACACGGGGCCCUUCGACUCGCUGCAGGUCUUCUCCACCGAGGGAGGGGGCUCGCCCGCCGGCUCCCUCAGCUCCUUCAGCUCGGCGGGGCUGGACGCGGGGAACGGCGGGGACGGGGGAGGAGGGGAGGGCAGGAGGGAGGAGACGCUCGGGGAGUGGGGCCCCCGCUUUGAGAAGCUGCGGGCGCUGUACGAGCAAGCCGAGGCCAGCGACCUCUGAGCUCGGAGCGCAAACUGACAGGACAGGACAGGACCCCGAUAACGGGCCGUCCCAAACACAAUCAAUUAGCAGACGCUUAGCGACGGCUGAGGUGGGGGUGGGGGGGGAACCUGCGAGAGACUGACUGACAGAGAGAUCGCUCCACACCCCCCACUCGCCGACAACUGUCGUGGGAGUCGUAGGCCCGUGUGUUGUAUUUACUGGAUGAUGAGCCGCCCCCCGCCCCCCCCCCGCCCCCCCCGUCAGUCACCGUGGCGGCCUCACAGACAGAUGAAAGUGUCCCCGUGAAAAGAGCCCGUCACUCUGCGCCCCCGCUACCUUGGAGGAAAAUGUAUUUUCGCGGGAGCAGACAUUAUCAGACGUGCCAGUCAGGUUCUGUAGCCGGGCUACUCAUCAUGAUGGAGCUUAAGCUUCACUGUCAGGAAGAUCUGUUCCAGUCGCAGCCACUAAACCCACCCCCCCACCCCACAACACACACACACACACACACACAAUUUCCUCUAUUUUAUAACACUCAUUGCGAGCUGCUAUGGAUGAGUGUCAGCUGAAGGCCUCAAAUAUGAAAUGGAAAUGUUUUGGCCGGGUUCUUUCUUUUUUUUCCAUACCCGAGCAGAGCGUUGCCACGUUAAAUGUAUUUUAGCACCUUGCCGCUGAAUGAAAUCUUCGUGAAUGAACAAAGGACUCUUACACAUACUGUGCUCUGCGCCGUUUUACGGGGAUGCGACGGUGAAGAUGAAUGGGAUCAUACUGAGUAGCCCAUUCAAUACGCAGUUUGGAUUUUGACUCUAAAGUGGACACGUUGUGUUCUCGCUGCCUGGCUGUACACAGCUUCUAUCAAUGUUUGUAAAGGAGAAAGAAAAAAAAAUACUAAGUGCUUGGACCAGCACUGGGUUGCAGGGUGAGAUUCUAAUUCUUUUCUUCUGGUAAUGUGUCCUUCACUGGGUUGAGUAAUUACGUAUUGGUUGGGUGUUUUCAAGUUUCAGUGCUCCGUGGGUUGUAAGACGUCGAGCUUUCUAGUUCCUGCUGUGCCCUCAUCUUCACGCGAUUUUUCCUAUUCUCAUUUGCGCUCCUCCGCCGCCGCGCGUCUCUCCUCCUCACCCGAGGGACGGCGCGCAGAAAUCCAAACAGCUUUGUUGCAAAGAAGUGGGAGCGGACGUGCGAACUGCGGGAGGGGGGAAAUGCUUGCUCUGUUGCUCUGUUCCGCGUAACGCUGUUCCUCAGGCAUACCAAAUGUGGCGGGCUGCAGGAGACUAUUUUAACUGACGAUUGCACGGUAGAAUACAAACAGCUUUCCAAGGUGACCGCUCAAUAAAUACAACUGGAAAGAGGAAAAGGAGGACAUUCACACUGAUAAUUCAUGUAUAUAUAAUUAUUCGGAGCUGUUAUAGGUAUACGCAAUUCUCACACAGAUAACUAUUGUCCCUCGCUAAAUUACCACAUACUGUUGAUUGUAGGAAAGUGGACUCAGUCUGCAGGGAAAUAAUAAGUCUGCAGUCAUUUUCCCAGCUGUGAAUUGUCAGCACAGUGGCAAGUGUUCCUCUUGUUUGGCUUCCUUUUCACAUCAGGUUGAUGGAUCUUUUCAACUUGACACAAAAAAACAGACUUCCUGCUGUUGUGGAACGGGCGAGAACAAUUUGUGGUAACAGAAAAAUAAAAAAUAAAAAACGAAGGCAAGGAAAAGGCCAAUAUAAAACAGUGAAAAGUGGAGAGGAGCGCCGAGUCUGAAAAGGAACCUUCGAUAAGAGAGAUGAUCACAGGGUAGAGGGCUGAAUCAGAGAGCAAAUGAGCAAGGGAGGCAGAGAGGAACCAUCUUCAGAUGCCUGGCUGAGGAGUGUGGUGAAAUGUGCCAGCAGUGCACCAUGGGGCCGCUGUAGAGGGGGACUAUGUGGAA
Perca fluviatilis (European perch) is the source of this 3907-nucleotide messenger RNA. Its product is annotated as neural-cadherin-like. Gene Ontology annotation, biological process: homophilic cell-cell adhesion. The coding region runs from base 1 to 2016 and encodes 671 amino acids. NCBI's taxonomy places the organism in Eukaryota, Metazoa, Chordata, Actinopteri, Perciformes, Percidae. Gene Ontology annotation, molecular function: calcium ion binding. The record is from RefSeq and is a predicted model, not a curated record. The transcript has 10 exons.